Beta vulgaris subsp. vulgaris (sugar beet) is the source of this 729-nucleotide messenger RNA. RefSeq lists its product as uncharacterized. The transcript is spliced from 2 exons. NCBI's taxonomy places the organism in Eukaryota, Viridiplantae, Streptophyta, Magnoliopsida, Caryophyllales, Amaranthaceae. Gene Ontology annotation, molecular function: nucleic acid binding; zinc ion binding. The record is from RefSeq and is a predicted model, not a curated record. Bases 86 to 535 code for a protein of 149 amino acids.
UCGGAUAGAGAGGUAUGAAACUCACAAGGCUAUUCUUGAGUGUUCGUUAGUUGAAGGCAAGCCGGUCGCCACUCAUGUCUUCGAAAUGAUUGGUUAUUUCGAAGCCAUGGAGAGGUUGGGCUUUCCUUAUAGCCAAGAGUUGGCUACUGACAUCAUUCUGCACUCACUUCAUAAGGGGUUCAAUACGUUUCGAUUGAAUUUCAAUAUGAACGGGGUGUCGAAAACCCUUGCUGAGUUGCAUGGGAUGCUCAUGACUGCCGAGCAAAACAUCACUAUUGCACCUAAGAAGGAAGUUCUUAUGGUUCAAAAGGAAAAGGGUUUUAAGAAGGAAUGGGCUGGCAAGAAAAAGCAAGAUAAGGGCAAGCAAGUUGCCACUAAGACUGCUAUUAAGCCACAGGCAAAGGCAAAGCCAAAGGUGGCCGCAAAUGCCAAGUGCUUCUAUUGUGAUCAAAUAGGUCAUUGGAAGCGUAACUGCCCAAAGUACUUGAAGGAUAAGAAGUCUGGGGCUUCUUCUUCAGGGACUAAGAAGGAGUAGAACUUUGGCUAAAGGAGAGGUGGAACUGCGAGUUGGAAAUGGUGCAAGAGUUGCAGCCGUUGCAGUUGGGACUUAUAGUCUACCUUUGCCUUCUGGAUUAAUAUUAGAGCUUAAUAAUUGUUAUUAUGUUCCUGCUAUUACCAAAAACAUUAUUUCUAUUCCUGUUUUGGAUAAUGAAGGGUUUUCAUUUACAA